GGAAACCACGUCCUCCGCGCCUGUAGCGGCCGCUCCGCUCGCUGUCAUUCGUCCAGGUCCAACCAGUCGCUGCGAUCGUGGCGCUGGAGGAGUGGAGCAGCGAGAGCUGCAUGUAAAUGAAGCUCCUCCGCUGCUGGAACUGGACUACCGAGAGGGGAAGCCCGCCUUUUCCGGCUGCCUCGUCGGUGUUUCCACUUUCCAGCACACCUUGACCGGUAACGGCUGAAGUGCUUUACUCUCCCCGGAGCAGCGCUGCCCGUUCCCGCUAACCCACGCUGCUUCGGCGCUGGUACACGGAGAGCCUCUCUGCUGCCUCCUGGUGACCAUGUGGAGCGUCAGCGCCGUGAUCCUGGCGCUCGCCGCCUUCAGCUCCGCCGACUCUGACUCCCAGAGGCCGAGGCACGACUCCAGCCUGGAGAUCUACAAGCGUCUGUUUGAAACCAAGAGGAAGGAUCAGCUGAAUGCGCUCAAGAACCUCGUGGAGCUGAAUGACAUCAACCAGCAGUACAAGAUCAUAGACAUCAUGCUCAAGGGGCUGUUCAAGGUCCUGGAGGACUCCAGACAGAUCCUGGUGGCAGCCAACAUGCAGCCCGAUGACCCCUUCCCCAUGGACGACAAGAUCAAGGAAGCUUAUUCACACGUAGUGGAGAACACAGCAUUUUUUGGCGAUGUGGCGUUGCGCUUCCCGCGGAUCGUCCAUCACUACUACGACCGUAACGCCGACUGGGGCGGCCUGCUGCGCUGGGGGCUGAAUUUCUGCAACCAGACGGGGGUGUUCACAGGAGGAGCCCACCAACAUGUCCUCACACUGAUGUCCCAGGAGCUCGGAAUAACCGAGAAGUCUGCAGACUUUCUGAACCCGUACCGCACAGAGAGAGACGACGUUCUUCACACUGCAGAAGCCUUCCAGAAGAUCCUGAGAGAGGAGGAGAAGAGGAGGAGAAAAGAGGAGAAGAGGAAAGAAAUCAGGAAAGGCCCUCGCAUCUCCCGCUCUCGCUCUGAGCUAUAGCGCUUCACAAACUAGAGAAACGGUGGAGGAGGAGGGUGUGAAGUCCAUGAGACUUGUGAACUGUGAUGGCGGUGAAGACAACACGUCGCCGUCGGCUGAGGCAGGUCGCUCUGGUGAAAACAACCCGAAACCUCACCCUACAGAGACCGAGGCGGGGGCUGCUGUCCACCAGCAGACGCUUAGAAUGAGAGAAUCUAACUGUAUGUUUCUGGAAAACAAGGGAAACUCACAUUUGAAUACGUGAGAGUUAUCUCAGAACUUUGGAAUAUAAUCUGUUUUAAACUUUUACGUACGAACGUUACAAACCCCUCAUGGAUUCGUGAUGUGUAAAACCCUGCGUGCUUAAACUGUUCCGAGCCUAAAUUUAACCUUAUUGAGACGCGGCCUGCUUUUGUUUGGGUUGUGCUUAGUUGUUUGAUGGGAAAACUUUCCGUUUGGUGCUUUUCUAAAGAGAGUCUUGUCGUAGCUGCCUGAGUGAGGACGCUCCAGAUUUUGUUUGCUGAAGCAGAAUAUGAUUUAUGCCUGAAUGUUGAUUCAUUUUUUAUUUUUUAUUUUAGGGGAUCGCCACCAUUCUUCUCUUUUUUUACUUCACACUUUAAAGAACUUGUGUUGUUGUCGAGCAGGAAGUGUGUGUGUGGACCUCCACCUUGUCUCUGUUCAUCGCCUUUUGUCAGAUUGAAUAAUUUAAUGAUUUAUUUCUAUGGAAUGGAGAUUGAUGUAACUUUAAAACAGUAUAACGACUGUUAUAUAAUUAUAUGUAUAUCCAGAGAAACAAUAUUCUUGCUGCAGAACCAACAACAAGCCAUUUUGUUUACACGUUUAAUGAAAUAAAGUGACGAGAUGCGGUAAAA
Molecule: messenger RNA, 1860 nt
Organism: Nothobranchius furzeri (turquoise killifish)
Lineage: Eukaryota; Metazoa; Chordata; Actinopteri; Cyprinodontiformes; Nothobranchiidae
Gene: ccdc134
Product: coiled-coil domain containing 134
Source: RefSeq, a predicted model, not a curated record